AUGGAAACCUCAACUUCCCCAACAAAGAAUGAAGCAAAAUCUACUCGUGCAGCUUCGUCUCAUUCUUCUCAACUAGAGAUUGACAGACACUACCGACCAGAGUUAAAGUUUACCAACUUUGCCGCACAAGCGCCCAUAGUAACCAAAUAUGUUACCUCAAAGUAUUUAAGAAAUGACGCGUCAUUUUUUCAGAGAGAUGAGCUUCUGAAGCCUCGAGUUUUUCGAGAAAAAGAACGCGAACGUGAUAGUAAAGAUGAGGAUAUGGAAGACGAAGAGGAAGAAAAUCGAGAAGGAUCAAAAGUGCUCGUGAUUCAUCCAGGUUCAAAAAAUUUGAGAAUAGGAUGUGCAUCUAAUGCAUUUCCUCUAAUCAUACCCCAUGUUAUCGCGAGAAAAUUGAAAAUCCCUAAUGAUCGCAGUAAUAAAGUAAAAAAGGACAACAAGGAAAAUGCUGAUUUUAUGGAAAUUGAUUCCGGCACCAACACCAAUAUCACCGCCAACACGAUUGAACUUUUAAAAGAAGGACAUCAAGUCAAUGAAGAGACAGGCAAAAAUGCCAUAAUUGAAAGUGGCGGUAAUGGCAGUGCCACUAAAGAAGAGUCAUCCAACGAAAAUAUGUCUGGUUCACCGAGUUCCCUGGCUAAUAUUGAUGAAUUCGAGCAAGAGGAGGAGACUCGAAUAAAAAAAGGAAUAGAUGAAAUUAAGAAGGAAUUAAAAGAACGAAUGAAAAUAGCUAAGCGACGUCCCGUUGCCAAUGCUAGUGCUCAAAUCGCAUCUUUUAACAAAGCUGUUGUGCCUGAAAUAAUACCUGAUCAUAAUGAUCCAUAUAAAGUUGAAUGGACUAGAAUAGAUGAUGGUCACGAUUAUUAUGUGGGUGAUAAGGCACUUCGAAUACCAACUCCUCUGACUCCAUACAAACUAUUAUAUCCCAUACAACGUGGUGAUCUGAAUACACGUGAUUAUGAUUCUAUUAAAGCUGUAAUUGGUGAUCUAGAGACGAUAUGGACUGAAGUUAUCACUGAACAAUUAAAAAUCAAAAAGAAGAAUUUUGACAAAUACUCGGUUAUUCUAGUGAUACCAGAUUUGUUUAAUAGACUUUCGGUGGCUGAGAUAGUUACCAUGCUAUUACGAUAUAUGGGAUUUUCUCGUGUAUUUGUUCAACAAGAAGCUGUAUGUGUGACAUUUGGUGCUGGUAUGUCGAUGGCAUGUGUUGUUGAUAUUGGAGCUCAAACAACCAGUAUUACUUGUGUUGAGGAUGGAAUGUGCAUACCAGAUUCAAGGAUAUAUCUAAAUUAUGGAUGUGAUGAUAUUACCAUCUUUUUUCUUCGACUCUUAAAAAGAAGCAGAUUUCCAUAUGAAGAAAUUGAUUUAAAUAGAUCAUAUGAUUGGAUGUUAGCCGAAGAAAUGAAAGAGAGAUUUUGUACUCUCAAUGAAGCUAACUUAACCAUACAAUUAUAUGAUUUUUACGUGCGAGCGCCUAAUGAACCUACCAAGAAAUAUCAAAUAAAGACCUAUGACGAGGCGAUUAUUGCGCCUAUGCUUUUACUUUAUCCGCAUAUAAUAAAUUUCCAGAAAAAAGUGAAUGAAUUUCCUACAAAAUUCUUCACUUAUGCAAUCGAUGAUAUUAAUGAAGGAAACGCGUCGACUGGGCCAAAACUUUCUCUAAUCACCAAUCCGUCACAAAUACGAUCAAGUUCAUACACGUCACCAUCACCGGGACCUCGCGACAGUCCUCUUCCAUCAACACCAGUGCGAAAUGAGCCGAAUACCACAACUACUGGACCUUCAUCACCAUCUGUAUUUUCUUCACUGUCGCGGAACAAUAUUACACCGAUGGUUGAUCCGGUAUCUACGUUACCUCUUGAUGAAGCUAUCGUUCAAAGUAUAAAUUGCUCGUCUACAGAAGAACGCGUCAAAAAAUUUUAUUCUAGUAUUAUUGUGGUUGGUGGUGGCGGUCUCAUACCUGGAAUCAAUGCGAUGCUAGAGGAUCGAUUAUCAUCUAGACCAAUGCCAUUCGCCGAUAAACUCGAGGUACUUUCAUCACCGCGUGAAUUAGAUCCUCGAUUAUUAGCAUGGAAAGGAGCAUCAGUGAUGAGCAAAUUAGAAAUUGUCAAUGAAUCAUGGAUCAAUUCGAGAGAAUGGGGUGAAUUGGGUGUCCGGUGUUUACGAGAGAAAGCGAUGUUUGCAUGGUGA
Messenger RNA from Ambispora leptoticha, 2190 nucleotides. Lineage: Eukaryota; Fungi; Glomeromycota; Glomeromycetes; Archaeosporales; Ambisporaceae. The record is from the annotation of a GenBank genome assembly.